AUGCACUGCUUCCUUCUGAUCCUAUCCCCACCCGCAUACAUCACGCUCUUAGCGGCUCUACAUGCACAAAUUCUAUUGCUCUUCUCUUCCCUUCUCUUUCGCAGCCGGCGGCAUUCGCAAGAUCGCUAUCAUCACUGUCGCUUCACACCGUUCCCGAAGCCGUCUGCUCAAACUGUGUCCAGAUGCCAUCGAACUUCGAAGGCCACCGUUUCGAAAGACUUUGAAAAAUCCAAGCUCAUUGAAAUUUAUGUAAUUUUGCAUUUCCAUAUUCACUGUGUGUUCGCUUGGUUGAGAGGCAGUGAUCCGCGCCUGCAGCCACGCCCUUCACACCCACUCAAAUCGCACUUACUCCAUGCCUUACUGUUCUAUCUGCGUUUCAUAGAGACCUCAACACUCAACGACAGCAUCCCAAAGCCGAAUUGCAUCUCCCGUUGA
This is a messenger RNA of Chondrus crispus (carragheen), 435 nucleotides long. RefSeq lists its product as hypothetical. The transcript has a single exon. Bases 1 to 435 code for a protein of 144 amino acids. NCBI's taxonomy places the organism in Eukaryota, Rhodophyta, Florideophyceae, Gigartinales, Gigartinaceae. The record is from RefSeq and is a predicted model, not a curated record.